Molecule: messenger RNA, 1758 nt
Organism: Nerophis lumbriciformis (worm pipefish)
Lineage: Eukaryota; Metazoa; Chordata; Actinopteri; Syngnathiformes; Syngnathidae
Source: RefSeq, a predicted model, not a curated record
AUGAGGACCAUAGAGUUAAAAAAAGAACUUAUCGCCAAGUUUGAAAGCGGCACACGUGUGUCCGACCUGGCUACUCAGUACAACAUGGCCAAGUCCACCAUAUCCACCAUUUUGAAAAAGAAAGAAGCCAUUAAAGCUGCCGAUGUUGCAAAAGGAGUAAAAACGCUUACAAGCAGGAGACCUUGUCGAAUGGAAGAUGUUGAGAAACUUUUGCUUCAGUGGGUCACUGAGAGGCAACAGAGGGGCGAAAAAGUGUCGGAGCCUAUUAUUUGCGAGCGGGCCCGUCAGCUGUACAGUGAUCUGACUCGUGACAGCCCCGGGGACAGCGCAGAUGACUUCAAGGCGAGCAGGGGCUGGUUUGAAAACUUUAAAAAGAGAAGUGGGAUCCGCUACGUGGUCAGGAAGAGAGAAACUCUUCGUGCCGAUAAAGAAGGUGCCAAGAAAUUUGUGGAAGAGUUUCAGUCAUUUGUCGGGAAGGAAGGAUUUCUACCCCAACAAGUGUUCAACUGCGACGAAACAGGUCUCUUUUGGAAGAAGAUGCCUAAAAGGACAUACAUUACUCGGGAAGAGAAGAGCCUACCAGGACACAAGCCUAUGAAAGAUAGGCUGACUCUUUUACUUUGCACUAAUGCUAGCGGAGACUUAAAAGUCAAACCUCUACUGGUGUACCACUCUGAGACACCAAGAGCUUUUAAAAAGAACAAUGUGCAGAAGAACAAGCUCAAUGUUAUGUGGAGGUCCAAUCCCAAAGCUCUGGUCACACAACAGUUCUUCACAGAGUGGUUCCAAGAGGUGUUUGCUCCCAGUGUAGCGGAAUACCUGGUGGAGAAAAAUCUACCGCUCAAGGCCCUUCUAGUCCUAGAUGCCGCGCUAGCUCAGCCAACAAGCUUGGGAGAAGAUUGGUGUACUGACCAGGACUUCAUUGCAGUGAAGUUUUUACCGCCUAACACCACACCUCUGCUACAACCCAUGGACCAACAUCUCAUCUCCAACUUCAAGAAGCUCUACACAAAAGCACUUUUCCAACAGUGCUUCGAAGUGACCAUGGAGACCAAUCUUACCUUGAGAGAGUUUUGGAAGGACCAUUUCAACAUCCUCCACUGCUUGACUGUCCUGGAAAAAGCCUGGGAUCAAGUCACCAAAAGCACGGUGCAAUCAUCUUGGAGGAAAUUAUGGCCGGCCUCCAUGGUACCCAGGUUCUUUGAAGGCUUCGAGCCAGAUCCUGCUCUCGAAACGGACGUGGUGGAUGAGAUCGUGUCCCUUGGCAAGUUCAUGGGACUGGAGGUAGACAGCGAUGACGUGGAGGAACUGGUUGAAGAACACACCCUUGUGCUCUCCACUGACAACCAGCAGGACAGUCCCCAACAGGUUGUAACUGAGGUCACGUCGUCCGAGGAGGAAGACGCCAACUGGAACGAUAACAUUCCUACCACAGAAAUCAAGGAGCUGCUGGGCUACUGGGCAAAGACCCAAAGUCUGGUGGCUAAGUGGCACCCUAGCAUCGCCGUGGUGAAAAGGAAUAUCAACCUGUUCGAUGGCAACGUGGUGGAGCACUUUCGAACCAUCUUAAAAAGUCGCAAAAGGCAAGCAGCGUUGGACAAUAUCUUCUCCAAAGAAGAGGCGAGUGGUGGAAGCAGCAGUAGUGGGAGUGAGCUGCAAGCAUCCAUCAGUGGAGUUAAGAGGAGAAAGAAGGACUGCACGCUGGAAGGUGGCUUGGAUCGGGUCCUUACAGAUGAGGACUUGCCAUUCGUGGAGUGA